This is a messenger RNA of Rhinopithecus roxellana (golden snub-nosed monkey), 313 nucleotides long. RefSeq lists its product as uncharacterized. NCBI's taxonomy places the organism in Eukaryota, Metazoa, Chordata, Mammalia, Primates, Cercopithecidae. Bases 50 to 289 code for a protein of 79 amino acids. The transcript has 2 exons. The record is from RefSeq and is a predicted model, not a curated record.
GGCCGACUGGGGGCCCUAGAGCUAAGGCUGGUAGCCAGUCUGACAGGGGAUGGAUCGGGAACCGGGAAAAGUAAGGGAACGCUGCUCGAAAAGGCGGAGUGUGGGAGAGACCUGCCCGGUACACAGCGGCGUGGACCCCCAGGAAGACCAGGACCGGAGCACUGAUUGCGGCGUUCGUUCUCCGUGCGCCUCCAGCCUCCCCGCGCGUCGCAUGCUGGCACCCCCGCCCACCGUGCCAGCUGCAGGCCAGACUCUUCAUCCUCGGUCAGCUCCGCACUGGCCACCUUAGCUGCGGAGCCCAGGGACUGCCGAG